AUGUCAGUAGAAUCUAGCCCUCUGAAAGAAAGCGUCGUCGAUAUGUCUUCGGAAUUCAUUGCCAAUCCUGAAGAGAAGAAUCACAAAAAAGUUGCCAAAAAGGCUAAGAAGUAUUCCUUUGGUCGUUGGAAAAAAAUAGACUUAUUGGAUCUUUGUGAAAAGUUGAAAAUAGAUGAUAUUCCUACCUCCGCUAACAAGAAUACUGUACUUGAAAUACUUGAAGAUCAUUUAUCUACAUUGACAGAACCAUUAGACACAGAAAUUGAAUUCCCUGAAUUAAAGGACUAUUUUGAUUCUUUAGAGCCUAGUGUUUUUGAGGAACGCGUUGCACAGUUUGCUGCCGAAGGAAAUAGUGAUGAAAAGAAUUAUAAUACUUUAAAUUUUAAAGAUAAUGAUGCCUCUGGUGAAGGAAAUAUGAUACCAUUCAAAUUUAAUUUACAAGAAAGAUUCUGUGAUAUUGUUGAAUCUACCAAGAUUUUAAAUGAAAAUGUACAAGAUUUUUUUUCCAGUUUAAUUACAAUUACUAUUAUCUUCCAAAUUAUUGAAGCAUUAUUAUUAAUUCAAGAUUUUUUCCAAAAUAAUCGUAAGACUGAUUAUAAUCUAAUUUUACUAUUACUUGUAUGGGGAGCCACAUAUGUUGGUUUACCAAUGUUGUUUGCUUAUUAUUUCAAUUUUAUUCGUUAUGAUUUAUUGAUUGAAAUUGAUCCAAUGAUGAUGAAUAUUACUAAAGGUUUAUUAUUCUUAUUAUUACAACAUAGUCACAUUAACACUACAUCAACAAACCAUAUUAUUGAUAGUUUCUCUUCUGAUGUUUCUUCUGCCAAACACUCUAAGAUUUGUGAAUGUUUCCUAAUGAAGUAUCUAGGUAUUAUGAGCUCUAUCUUAGGCAAUGUACCAUUUAUCUUCGCACUAGUUGGUUCAUUGAUCACAUUGUACGUGUUGUGA
This is a messenger RNA of Maudiozyma saulgeensis, 945 nucleotides long. Lineage: Eukaryota; Fungi; Ascomycota; Saccharomycetes; Saccharomycetales; Saccharomycetaceae. The record is from the annotation of a GenBank genome assembly.